UGUGAUUGGCCGGGUUGGUGCGGGACGAUGUGAUUGGCUGGGGCAGUGCGGGCGGUAAUGGCGGGCCUGGAGCUUCUGUGCGGGAUCGGCCUGAGCGAGCAGAAGGCGAAAGAAACCCUGAGGAAUGAGGCGCUGAGCGGCCUCCUUACACAGGCCAUCGAGCAGGCACAAGCGAUUUUGGGGUCCACUCCGGACAAGGCAACAGGCACACUGCUGUAUAAUGCAGCCACUCGGCUCAAAGACCAGAGACACCUGGGCUUCCUGGUCAAGUACAUUGCAAAGAAGGAAUUGAACUCGGACUUGCAGCUCAAUGCUUCCCUAGAUUACAUUAAAAACCAUCAGAUGGAUCCAGUUGACAGUGCAGACUUUGAGAGGGAGUGUGGUAUUGGUGUUGUGGUGACACCGGAACAGAUUGAGGAAGCGGUUGAAGCAGCAGUCAGCAAGCACAGGAACCAGAUCAUGCUGGACCGUUACCGCUUUAACAUGGGGCUGUUAAUGGGUGAAGUGAGAAAUAAACUGAAGUGGGCAGAUGGGAAGAUUAUCAAGAAUGAAGUGGAUCUACAGGUUCUGAAUUUACUGGGUCCAAAGACUGAAGCUGACCUAGAAAAGAAGGCAAAGGCCCCAAAGCAAAAGGCACCAAGAGCGACAACAGAGAACAAAGAUGAAUCAACAUACAAUGGUGAGGCGAAGGUGGAGUCAGCAUCUUUCAUGGAACAGCUGCAUGGAGAGGCAAUGAAGUUUCAUAAGCCUGGUGAAAAUUUUAAGACAGAUGGUUACACAGUCACUGCGAACACCAUGAACCUGUUGCAGAAGCAUCUGGAAAUUACAGGAGGCCAGGUACGAACACGGUUUCCACCAGAACCCAACGGUAUUCUCCACAUCGGCCAUGCAAAGGCCAUCAACUUCAACUUCGACUACGCCAUGGCGAAUGGCGGAAUCUGCUUCCUUCGCUAUGACGAUACAAACCCAGAGAAAGAAGAGGAGAAAUAUUUCCGGGGUAUCAGGGACAUUGUGGAAUGGUUAGGUUACAAGCCGUAUGCCGUGACUCAUGCAUCUGACUAUUUUGACCAGCUGUACGAAUGGGCGGUGGAACUCAUUAAAAGGGAUCAGGCGUAUGCUUGUCACCAGAAAGUGGAUGAAAUCAAAGGACACAACCCACCCCCAUCUCCCUGGAGAGAUCGGCCCAUCGAGGAGUCUCUAGUUCUCUUUGACGAAAUGCGGAAAGGGAUGUUUGCAGAGGGAGAAGUAAUACUUCGUAUGAAACUGAUUAUGGAGGAUGGCAAGAUGGAUCCAGUGGCUUACAGAAUUAAAUACACACCACACCAUCGGACCGGGGAUACCUGGUGUAUCUAUCCCACGUAUGACUACACCCACUGUUUAUGUGACUCCAUUGAACAUAUCACACAUUCGCUCUGUACCAAAGAAUUCCAGGCUCGGCGUUCAUCCUACUACUGGCUGUGUAAUGCUCUGGACCUGUACUGCCCUGUGCAAUGGGAAUAUGGACGGCUGAAUCUGCACUAUACAGUGGUAUCAAAGAGAAAGAUUAUCAAGCUGGUGGAGGCGGGUGUCGUGAGGGACUGGGAUGAUCCCCGUUUGUUUACACUGACUGCCCUUCGCAGGAGAGGGUUCCCUCCAGACGCAAUCAACAGCUUUUGUGCUAAGGUCGGAGUGACAGUUGCCCAGACAACAAUGGAGCCACACCUGCUAGAGUCGUGUGUACGAGAUAUUCUCAAUGAGACAGCAGCACGGGCAAUGGCUGUUCUCGAGCCACUCAAAGUUACCAUAACAAACUUCCCAUCUGACCAGCCAAUUGAAGUCUCUGUUCCAAACUUCCCAGCAAAUGAAAGUAAGGGAUUCCACACAGUACCGAUCACUUCCACCAUCUACAUUGAACAGUCUGAUUUCCGGGAGGUAAUGGAGAAGGGCUACAAACGACUGACCCCUGAGCAAUCCGUUGGACUUCGACAUGCUGGCUUUGUCAUCUCAGUGCAAAAGCUUAUCAAGAAUAAGAAUGGGAAGGUAGUCGAGUUGGAAGUGACUUGUAGGAAAUCCGACACGGCUGAGAAACCAAAGGCUUUUAUUCAUUGGGUGUCGAAUCCUCUAAUCUGCGAACUACGGCUUUAUGAGAGACUCUUCCUCCAUAAAUGUCCUGAGGACUCCAGUGAGGUACCCGGAGGCUUCCUGAGUGAUAUUAACCCAAACUCCCUGAAGGUGAUCGGAGAUGCAAUGCUAGAUGUAUCUGUAAAAAAUGCCAAACCAUUUGACAAGUUUCAGUUUGAGCGUGUUGGCUAUUUCUCAGUGGAUCUGGACAGCACUGACCAGAAGUUGGUGUUUAACAGGACUGUGAUGCUGAAAGAAGAUCCUGGGAAGAUCUGAAAUGCUACAGGUCCACAUGACUCCACGUUCAAGACUCCACCCAGAUGCUUAAAUCUUUUAAUUUACCAAAAGACGCAGCAUUUUCCUGAGCUUCUUGCUGAAAGGAGUAAGGGAGAAACUUGUUCAGAGUUCCUUGCCCAGAAAAUCCAAAAAUCAAAGCCCGUUGGUUAAGUUGAAGCAGUGACAGCUUUUCUGCUUUCAAUAAUAUCUGUACUUUAUAAAACUUGGUAAUCUCCCCACCCCCAUCUUUAUCCUCUCUGAUAUUGAUAAACCCAGCAAGUUUAACUGCAGCUGUGAAUCAAAUUUAAACCCACAGAAAGGCACCAAACUGGAAAAAUGGACCAACUUAAAUUGGUUUUACUCCUAAGUUUUUAAAAGUCUCAGAAAUGUGGAGAAGUAAAAAGGGACAUUGCUGGAAUACACAGUGGAUCAGUCAACUCUGUGUGAGAGAGACACAACUGGUUGUUCUGGGCCAAGUGUUUCGAGUAUUUACUGAUCUUUGGUUGAGCUGAUCUGUGAUCUUGUGAACCUAUUACCUGUUCAGCUCUAACUGAAAUCAGUCCAUAUGUUUGCAGGUUGCAGUGGAAGUGCAGUGACCUAUGAAUCUUCCUGUUGUUAUCUCUGUCCUAUUGAAACUAUGCAGACUGUUGGAGGGGGCAACAUUCAAUCAGGUCAGUGACUGGAGUGGCAGCUACAGAGAUCGGCUGAUGCUGUUUCUGCAGUUACACGUUGUUUGGACACCUCAGGUAUUUGCAGACAAGGCGCUGAUUCACACUUACAUUUCUCUACCAGUGAAGUGUGAGCUGGAGGAGGACUGUGGCCUAGCAGUGCUCCACUUAUCUUUAAACAAAAUAUCUGAUCCUCUUGCAAAAAGAAUGCAAAUAAGCUAAUCAUUAAAGUUCAUUAUUUGAACCACAGUGAAAUGCAAUGCUGGAAAGAUGUCUCAUCCAUUUCAGGCUUGCAAUCCAGGAUUUCACAUCCACAAAUAGGUGGAUUUGUCACAUUUCGGAGUGCAGAUUUACCUUGAUGUUGAAGAUGCAAUAAAUUCAUGUAAACACUGGCCUUGUCACAUUUCACCAACAUGGGUGACAUCCCCCAAAGCAACCACAGACCACGCCUUAAAUAAAACUUAGUUUUGAGAAAGCAGUGAAACUAAAAUCAGUGUUCCCAUAAAACCUGAGUCGUUGGUCACCUUUCCCAUCUCUCUCUCUUCCCCACCCAUUCUCCCCCUCUUUCCCCCCUCCAUCUCCCCUCACCCUUUCUCCCCCCCCUCCAUUUCCCCUCACCCCUUCUCCCCCUCUUUCUCUCUCCCACCCCUUCACCAUCACUGCAACUGUUCAACCACAAGUUAGCAGAGCGACAAGAGGAUUAAUGUUGGGCUUUGUAACAGAUUUGCUGUAAUAAAAAGUAUUUUUUUUCCCGA
This is a messenger RNA of Carcharodon carcharias (great white shark), 3799 nucleotides long. RefSeq names its product glutaminyl-tRNA synthetase 1 (gene qars1). Gene Ontology annotation, cellular component: cytosol; cytoplasm; aminoacyl-tRNA synthetase multienzyme complex. The transcript is spliced from 24 exons. NCBI's taxonomy places the organism in Eukaryota, Metazoa, Chordata, Chondrichthyes, Lamniformes, Lamnidae. Gene Ontology annotation, biological process: translation; glutaminyl-tRNA aminoacylation. Gene Ontology annotation, molecular function: glutamine-tRNA ligase activity; ATP binding. Bases 58 to 2376 code for a protein of 772 amino acids. The record is from RefSeq and is a predicted model, not a curated record.